GAGAUUCAAGCAGAUCGGGGCUAGAUGUCGGAGGGAAUGAGGCUGAAGGGAUGGGCGCCGUCCGCGAAAGCUCUGGCGGGUAGCAGACUCCUUCGGAGAAGAAGAGCAACCGACAAAGGAUGGUACGAGUGAAGGUGGCGGAAGGAACCCUCCGCAUGAAGAGGAUGAGAGGAAAAACGGAGGCGAUGAUGGGCGGGGAUGGAGGUGACGAUGGAGAACGUGCCUCGGGAAAAAGGCCGCCGAAGGAAGAGGGUGGGAUGGCACGUAAGAAAGUGAGGAGGCCCGAUGGUUUGACCAUCCGCGAAGGACAAGCCGUGGGUGGAAGAGAUUCGGCUGAUCCAGGCGCUGCGGCCGCGAGAGAACCUUCGGGGAAAUCGAAACGGAAAGUGGCAGCUGAAGAAGGCGAUGGCCAGAAGAAACCUCGAAGGCGGAAGACUGCUAAGGCGGCGAGCGGGGGCGAACGGCCUGUCGGUAAGGAGUGCGACAAAGCGGUAGCGUUCUGGCUCGAAUACGAGCGGAACGAUGGCGGUGAGAUCGUGGAGAAGGAGCUCCCCGUCCAACUGCUCAUUGACCCCAGGAAGGUCAGUCUCAACGAGAAAACGAGACACAAGAUGUCUAAGCAGCGAUCGCAGAAGGCCGCGUUCUUGGACAUGCGGGAGGCAUGGGAGAAAGAAGGAAGGUCGAUGGCCAUUCAAGGGAACCCUUCCAGCAAGGAGGCCGAAAAACAAAAGUUUUUCGAAUUCCAGAAGCUGUUUUUCGGAAAGAGUCCGAACGAAGCUCACUGGACGUUGGCAAAAAAAGAUUUGUCGCUCGCCGACAAGGACUAUGUCGCUGCCGUUGGCAAUGCAUUGAGGCAGUGGAUGCCGGUCGUGACGGCCGGUGAUGACGUUUUUUGCAAAGCCAUGGAGUUCUACGCGAAAUGGGCGGAGGGGAAGUUAUUGGGCGGCGACGACAAAACGCCAUUGUCGAGGCUGGGUAAAUACAUGCCAAGCAAAUCUCCAGGUCUGCAAGCAAUUCCUGAAAUUGGCACGAAAGGGGUGGCUGGUGAAACGAAGAUGGGGUGGCUGGUCCGGGUCCCGCCGCCUCCGACCAGAAAGAAAACGCAAGCAGACGACAAGUUUUUCGUGGUCGUGAAGGAGCCAGACAUGUUUUGUUGGCAGUCUCUCGCCGACAUGAUCGAUGUCAAGAAACUGUCGAUCCUCGACGACAUUCUCUCACUGAGGGGAGUGUUCAUGCAAUCCGUGGGCGGCUAUCUGAAGCGUCAGCAUAAACCUGGAAUUAAAGAAAUGGUUGCGACGACGAAAGUGGACCGUGUGAUGCUCCGUAUGUUCCUCUACAUCUUGUUCCUUAAAACGGAGGAGGACGAACGUGUUUGGCACCACGGAAGCCCUUUUUUUCGGACCGAGGGGAAGCUUCUGGAGGAGUUCGGGCCGCAGGGCCUCACGAAACAGGUGUGGGUCGAAAUGCGAAAGCAUUUCCAGGGCGCGGUGGAGUACGUGAACGCUUGCAAACGUACUCUUCCGCACGAGAAGGAGUCCAUCGACGACGCGAAAAGAUUGUACGAUGAUGACAGGUCCCCUAAAUCUUUCGAAAAGUCUGUCCGUUCCAUCUUGCGACGGACGAAAGAAGAAGUUCGAGACACGAUCAGGGUCAGCGGGGAUGUGAGGCACAUCAAAUGGCCCGACCUCAACCGGGUGACCAGCCUUAUUCCUUUCGCUUUCCCGCCUUCCCAAGCUCACAGUCAUGUCACUGCGAUCCGUAAGGUUGUGCGACAUUACGUGUGCAACCUGUACGUCCUCGAUUUGUGUGAUCCCACACUCCUCACAGAUUGGCGAGAAGACGAUUUCGCCAACUUGCAAGGCCUUCUACAAACACUUUCGCCAACGCACUAGGCACUUGUGAUUUUUUUCCCCUCUCGUUGGGAGCUCAGUUUCUUGAAAGGCAUGGCCUGGCUUAGCGUCCAUCACGUCAGGACAGGGAAGUGGGUACGUAAUGCACAAAAGC
This is a messenger RNA of Chara braunii, 2004 nucleotides long. The record is from the annotation of a GenBank genome assembly. Lineage: Eukaryota; Viridiplantae; Streptophyta; Charophyceae; Charales; Characeae.